AUGAGUAAAGAAUGUUGCUACAAAGGCUUCUUCUGGGACAAAACCCCGGUUGGGCGAGAAGAUACGCUAGCGGGCUACCCUACAUAUAUCACCGGGACCAAUCCUGAUGCGGCGUUGAUGAUAAUCCAUGACAUGUUUGGAUGGACCUUCUUAAACACAAGGGUGCUGGCGGAUUUCUAUGCCAAAGAAGCCGAUGUCACAGUAUAUGUUCCUGAUUUUUUUGACGGCGAGGUCAUUCCACCAGAGGUUAUACGAGACAGGAGCAGAUGGGCAGAGUACGACAUCCCAGCUGGUGUGGAUAGACGUCAUGCCAAACCGGUCCACCGAGAUCAGAUCUUUGCAAGCGCUCGUGAACUCAGAUCAAAAUAUAGGAAAUGCGGAGCUAUUGGGUUUUGCUUCGGGGGCUGGGCAGUCUUUGCUCUGGGGGCGGAUAAGAAUCUCAUCGACGCAAUAUCGACCGGCCAUCCGACGUGGCUUACCAAGGAGGAGAUAAACGAGGUCUCUGUGCCGACGCAGAUUCUUGCACCCGAACACGACCCUGUCUUUACCCCGGAACUGAAGGCGCAUGCGAAUCAGGUCAUUCCCACGCGUGGCGUACCGUAUGAUUAUCAGCUGUUCCCCAAGGUUGCGCAUGCGUUCUGUACCCGUGGCAAUCCGAACGACGAAGAGGAGCUCAAGGCUAUGGACCGAGCAAAGGACGCAGCGGUCUACUGGUUCAAAUUUUGGCUCCACCAACCGUAG
Exophiala spinifera is the source of this 741-nucleotide messenger RNA. RefSeq lists its product as uncharacterized. Bases 1 to 741 code for a protein of 246 amino acids. Gene Ontology annotation, molecular function: hydrolase activity. Lineage: Eukaryota; Fungi; Ascomycota; Eurotiomycetes; Chaetothyriales; Herpotrichiellaceae. The record is from RefSeq and is a predicted model, not a curated record. The transcript has 2 exons.